This is a messenger RNA of Diutina rugosa, 3630 nucleotides long. RefSeq names its product Swi1p (gene SWI1). The transcript has a single exon. Gene Ontology annotation, biological process: regulation of transcription by RNA polymerase II. Gene Ontology annotation, cellular component: nucleus; SWI/SNF complex. The record is from RefSeq and is a predicted model, not a curated record. Lineage: Eukaryota; Fungi; Ascomycota; Pichiomycetes; Serinales; Debaryomycetaceae. Bases 1 to 3630 code for a protein of 1209 amino acids. Gene Ontology annotation, molecular function: transcription cis-regulatory region binding.
AUGGACCUCGACGGUAUGGGCGACAACUUCUGGUUCAACGACAGUGCCUUCUCCACUGGUAAUGGUGCUGGGAACUCUGGAGUAAGUAGCGUGAACCAGUCUGACGACUUUUUAACGCUAUUCGAUCAUCCAGGACAAAGUGGAGGGGCACCGCCUCUGAACCAGGCACCAGCGCCUCCUCAACACCCACCACAACCACCACAACCGCCACAACAGCCGCAACAGUUCAUGAGCCCUCAAAUGUUUUCCCAGCCUCCACCCCAACAGAAUCGGGGUCAAGGGCCGGUGCCAAUGGGCGUGUCGCCGGCGGGGCAGCCGCAGCAAGGAAUGAGUCCUCAAAUGUUCGACCAAAUGAAGCUGGACCAAUUUCAACGGAUGCGCCAGCUGAUAAUUCAACAAAAGAUUAUGCAGCAACUGUCACUGCCUCAAGGACAGCACCUGCCUAAUCUCAACCAUGGCGCCCCUCAAGGUAUGACUCCACAACCACAAGCUCAAGCGCAGGCUCGGCUACGCAACAUGGAUAUGGGGGGUCAGAUGGAAAACAAUCAAAGCCAACUGAGAGCAACUCUGUUACUGGCCCUGGGGACACCUCAAAUGGGACAUCAACCCCCGCCAAUGGUCCCCAACCAACUGUUUAAUCAGCAACAGCAACAACAGAACCAAUUUAACAACCCAAUGGUGAACCAAGGUCAAUUCCAACCACAAAUGCAACGCGGGAAGCCUCAACCUCAAUCGUCAAUGCCACCUCAACAAGUGCGGCAACAAUUGUCUCAUGGCUCACAAAACCCCCCUCCAAACGCCCCACUGGGUCAAGCACCUUCUCAGAAUCCUAAAGCGGAUUUACAAAGACUGUGUGAUAUUUUCCUUAGGGUGCUUCAAGAAUUUCAUCAACUGAGAGGUACUAAUAUUCCUCCAUUGGUCAUCAACAACAAGACCAUCAACUUGUUUUGGCUCCACUUUUUGUGCAAUAAAUUUGGUGGAAGUCGCGAGCUUAUGGCUUAUAUCAACAACCCACAAGCUCUGCAGCAACAAAUGCUGCCAUGGCUCCUGAUGGCGAAACACUUGGGUAUUCUUGAAGGCCUUAAUUUACUGGAUGCCCAUGUAAGAGGACAAAUUGAACGUGAGUUAGCUAACAUUUUUGUGAAAUAUUUGUUGCCGUAUGAACAGGCUCUCAAAACUCCUGAAGGUCACAGGGAAAUCAAGCAGAGAAUGAUGCAGGUGACUCAACAAUUUCAACAAAGAGACCGCGAGCGUCAACAGCAACAACAGCAACCUCAGCAACAACAACAGCCACAACAACAGCAGCAGCCACAACAACAGCAGCAGCCUCAACAUCAUCAACAGCAGCAGCACUCACAACAGCAGCAGCACUCACAACAGCCUCACCUCCAGAACCAGAGCUCAACUGCCAGUCUUCCUCAGAACCCACAAAAGUUUAAUUCCCCAUACAAUCAACACCAACCACCGCCAUCUAUGGGGCAAAGUCCGAGCAUGCAUCAACUGCCUCAAAUUCUGCUGGAACCUACCCCCCAAAACCGCAAACCACUGAGAGUUCUGAAUCCUUCCCAAGUGGGUUCACCAGCUAUGUCUCCUUUUGUUCAGAAUCAGCUUCUGAGAGCGAACCUGGUGGUUCAACCACCUCCACUGGCUCCUCAGCCGUUACAGGGUUUCCGUCCUGGACUGAGUCAAGCAGUGGGACCAUCGGUCGCGUCGUCGGUACCUGGAUCAGCGCCAGCACCAGCACCUCAUUCAGCACCUGUCGUGGUAAAGCGGUCAAGAGAGGUAGAUUUUGACACUGGUAGCGAUGAAGUCACGUUGCUCAAAAACUACCGCCCUCUCAAGCGUAAAGUUGAAACUUAUGGUGGUGUUCCGGCCCGUGAGCUUUCUCAAAUCGGUCUGGACCUCGAGUUAGCAAAGCCGGUGUACUUAUUUGCUCCUGAGUUGGGGACUAUCAACAUACACGCCUUAACUAUGAGUCUCAAAUGUUAUGAGGGCAUCAAGCUGCUGGAAACGUUCAGUGCUCUCAACACACUUUUGGUCAUAACUUCUGAUGGCAAUUAUUCUUUUGUUGCUGAUGAUGCGCCUGAAUUGAUUGAUACGUUAGCGCAAACUGGGUUGAAGAUCUUGAAGACUUUGAUUGAGGGUCAGAAAGUGUGGAACAAUUCAUCUGAAGAUGUGGACGACGAGUUGGCCACUAAUGAUCCUGUUGACAACAUAUUCCGAAAAUACGUUCCGACGGGACCACCGAAGGAGGAUAUAGGCAUUGUUGUUGAUUCCCUCACAGGGGAAGUUGUUGAAGAUAGUGACGACGAACUUGACAUGUUCGAAUCUGUUACUGCAAAUACUACUCCGAACACUGUUGGAACUGAGACACCUAACCCACCAGUGACCAAAUUUGGCAUCCCCGAUUAUCUCACAACCUUACACGAGUUCCAUGCCGAAAACAAGCAUCACUUCUCGAAAGUCCAGACUCGGUCCCCGAUGGACAACCAAAUCAUGCUUGUCGAUCAUUUGGUCACCAUCUCGAUGAUUUUCCGUAAUUUGACUCAUGUUGAUUGUAACAAGCCGACAAUUGGGGCCAGCAGUCUAUUCAAGGAUUUCUAUUUCGAAUUCAUUGCUCAAUUAGGCAUUCAAGAUCUUUCGAAGUUUGUCUUCCAUCGAAAGAGACUUUGUUUACUCAAGGACUGUGUUGUGAUUCUCAGUAAUGUUGCACACGUCUUAGAUUUGAGGCUGAUGAGGGAGGCGUUCCUUGUGUACGCUCUUGUGGCUCUGUUUGGUCCCGACUUAACCCAAGACAAAUGGAAAAUUAACCCGGCGCUGUUAGGUACAUAUCUCUACCUUCCCUAUGGUGUGGAUGGGUUCGCUAAGUUGUUAGUUAGGGAACCUCACAAUAGACUGUUAUUUGAAGCAGUGCUUACAGGGCUGUUGUCUUUGAGUUCCCUGGCCAACUACAUGAAUACCAAGCCGUUUGUGGUGGAAAAGGCUGACGUUGAAAGUACUAGAGAGCUUGCAGUUGCGUACUUUGAUGGAGACAAAAAGUGUUUCGAACAGGGCGAAUUGUUGACGAGGGCUUUCCGGUUAGUAAUGCUGUUAGUGCCCAUUGACAACCACAAUAUUGAAUUUUCAAAAUUGGUGUUCGCGAGAGCACUGACUUUGGCACAAGCAUUAUUUGCCGCCAAGUUGUUGAUCGAUUUGGUGAAGCCAACCGAGCCACAAGAACAAGGCACCCUGGCGUUGACGUCGGUGGUGCUGCCACUCCUUCCGAUUAAAUGGUUGCUAUACAACCAACAAGUUUUGUUGGGAAACUUUGCUCGUCUUCUGUUGGCCCUUCUUACGGAUCUGCUCAAGUAUGCUCGUGAAUCCAACGACAAUCGUUUGGUCACACUCAUCUUACAUAAGCUGUUGACGGUGGUAAACCUGUUAGUGGCUAACCUUGUUGCAAACCGUGACGAGUUAGAGCAAAGUGAGUACUGGGCUGAGCUUGAACCUUUGGUGAAGGGCGUACAAAAAUUGGCUCGUAACCGCCCUGAUACACAUAUGUCGCUCGACACAUUUAUGACUCCCCAAAUUGAUCUGCUGGUAAGAAAGGAGACGUUGCGGCUUUAUAAUUUAAUGACAGCUCUAUGCUGA